AUGUCGGGCUCUGUACAGUCGGAAGAGGUCCCGCAUGACUUGGACGAUCAGCAUGGUCAGCAGACAAGUGCCUCCCCGAACGAGGUUUUAUCAAAAGGUUCGCCCAACGUCAAGCACCAACCGCAGCCUCCUUCACUUGCAGACAACGUCUCACAAAUAAAGUCAGAGAUCCUCACCUCAUCAAGCUCCGCCGCACUUUCCUCUUUCCCUAUCAGCGCUGCUGAUUCUACCUCCGAUCCCCUAUCAGCGUCCUCUACAUUAUCGGCUCCUCUUUCCAAUAUUCCCUCAUCGUCACCAGCUAAACGACGACCUAGACCUCCAGCGAAAGGUAUUCUGAAACCUCCUCCUCCACCAACCAAGCCGACAUUAGGUAAUAGAUUGAGAGACAUAGUGGGCGGCGCUGUGAACACGGCUGUAGGAACCACCUCCCGCCUCUUCGACGCUCCCGAUGAAUUUUCUGCUGCAGGUUCAAGCUCUCUACCUCAAUCAAGUUCGGCUAACCUUGGAACAAGCACAUCUGCACCUGGGGGAACGCUUGCUUCUAUAUCCGGGAGAUUGGCGGGCUUGGGAUUGAGUAGAUUUGUGGUCAAUGCAACCGGUCCUCCUUCCAAUUCCGGCUCGACAACGAGCUCUCCUCUUCCCGCAAGAAGCGUUUCACUGCCAGAAGCUGGAUCGCCAAUUAUAGGUCCUGUCGGUACUCCUAUCUCGACAGAGAAAUCUAAACAGAAACAGCCUCUUAAAAGGGCUACCUUUGUCCUUCCCAAUUUAAGCAUAACAUAUCCUAUAAGCUCUCAGGGUGAACCUUGGUCUGCUAAAGUGACAGAAGACAGAAGAAGAAUUGAGACCAACCAUAGAUUGUUAUUGUCGUCAAGUUGUGGACCGCAGUAUUGGAGUUCUCAUAGACUAGUAAUGUUAUACGAGAGCGCAUGUAGAGGAAGGGAAGAACGGCCUAGAGUAGGUAUUGUGAGAGCGCUAGAAGUCAUUCCGCUGCCGCCAAAAAGUCGACAUAUACAUCUUACCCUUCGGCCCGUGGAUCACACGACAAUAGGCGUCGCUCUUCCUGCUGGAAGUCCCAACACAUUAGACGCCCCACUGACCCGUUAUGCUGCCGAAUCUUUCGCCGAUGUAUUGUCUGCAGAAUGGGGAUUGAUGGACUUGAAAUUAGAGAAUGGAGUGAUAGAAGGAGAAGAUGUUCUGAAGCCCAUUCUUCACGCUCUUCUGAUAUCGGGGACUCUACCUUCUCUUGGUUUGGCGGGGAAUAAGAAGAUUAAAGCGGGUGGAUGGAGAUUGUUGGCUACCUUCCUGAAGCGUGCUCGCUCGUUGCGGUACAUUGACCUAUCCGACACCGUGUGGGACAAGAAAAGUGUUGAAUACCUGGUACUGGCAUUGGCCCCGACACAAUUGGGUGUCGAAGACUCGUCGUUCUUGCCCGAUCCCUCACUGUCUCCUGACCUUUUGAUGGAUAACACAUCGACCAGAAUUUCCUUAGAAGUCAAUGGAGAUGGGGAUGGUCCUGUUAGAGACGCGUAUGGUAGCUUCAUACCCCCGGCCCCGUUACUCAAAGAAGGAGAUGCAAAUCGGACUUCCGCGGUCGUACAGACCCUGCGUCUGGAUGGAUGCGGACUGAAGGCAAACGUUUUGGAAACUUUAGCCCAAGGUGUCCGCUCUUCUGAUCUCAAAAACAUCUCCUUGCGGCGGAAUCGUAUUGGCCCACUUGGAGCAGUCGCUCUGGCAUUGAUGAUCAGAGACUAUCCAGAUUCAGUUUUGACAAUGUCAUCGUUAUCCCCCGGAUUAACCUCUUCAGGUCUGGUACACUCACCCCUACUAGGACCUCCAUCUGACCCUGCGUCCAAUCCGUGUACACCGACGACACUACCAUACGCCGCUAGAACCCGAAAACCUCAACCACCCCUACCAAACCACGAUAGGGACCUACCUCCCAUACCAAUGAUUGUAUCUUCUGCUACGGGCGGUGUCACUUCAAGAACCAUUCCAGAAGGCUACAAACCACCUCCGCCUCCGAAACAUCCUUUAGUAAUGCCCGGUGGUGGUAAUUCAGCAAUGCAAGAGGCAGGCAACUUCACAGUAUCAAAUGCGACAGCGGAAGGGAGAAUGUCAACGAUGGAGUCAGGUGGAGCUAGUAUUGCACUGCAACGCAGUGUAAGAGCUUUAGAUGGCGUCGAAAGGAUCGGGCGUUUACUGACUUUAGAUCUGAAAUCGAAUGAGAUCAAAAAUGGCGUCAGUUACAUAGCUCAAGUACUGAAACGUAAUCGCACACUGAAGGUUCUCAAUCUGAGCGAUAAUCGAAUCGAGACUUCAGGCCUGGUAGCUAUUGCCGAAGCCCUCAAAUACAACUCGUCGCUUGAAACACUCGACCUUAGCUCAAACCCUUGUUGUGGUCCUAGUGGAGAAGGGAUAGCUGCGUUGAGAACCGCUUUCACCGUCAACACCUCUCUGAAAAGACUAUUUCUCGCAGAUACUGGCCUCACUAACGACGGAGCUAUAUCACUCGCCGAAUUCUUGCCUGAGACUAAAUCACUUCUUCACCUCGAUUUAACGAAUAACUCAUGUAUCGAUACUGCUGGUAUAUUAGCCAUUUCAGUGGGACUAAAGUCGAAUAAGCUAAUCAGAUGUCUCGAUAUCUCGAUUCCGCCGAAUUCGCCUGAUCUAGCUGGUCUGUCUCAGAACAUCCUUCAAAGCUGUAUACGCAAUACUGAGUUAGCAGUUGAAUCGAGCAAAUCACACCAGGAGGUGAUCUGGGGACCUAUCAAGAAAUCGACCCUAGUCAGACAGGUCAAAGAAGCCGAUGAAAUGCGAAAGGAGCAGGAAAGAUUAGCACUGGCACAAUCACCGGAAGGAUUGGCAAGAGAAUUCGUGUACACCUUGCGCCCUGAAAGAGUAGUUGUAGUCACUGAAGAGACGCUCAACGAUUUACAAAAAUGGUUUGAAGCUGCAGCAGUAUACAAGAAGAGAAGCUCACAAGCUAUCAGGUGGGAACCUGGACAAUUACCAAAAGAAGAGUUUGAAGAAUUGGUCCAGCGUUCAAAGGUUCUAAAAGAGAGAGUUGUUGAUCAGAUACAAGAGCCAAGUACCGAUGAUCGAAUGUUAGAACAUUUACUUGGUUUGAACGAUAUGUUGACUAAUUCUAUCGAAUUUGGAAGUACUUUCGUUCCUCCUCCAAGAUUGUUAUUGCCUUCACAAAUCGUUCCUACGGAAUCCUCUCCUAUUCAACCACAAAGACUUUAUCCGCAAAGAAGACAUAUGCGAAUCUCAUCAACCGAGAUAUCCAGUCCUAAUUUUUCAAUUGGUGACAGUGAUAAUGAUGACUCUGAUCCCGAAGAAAUCAAUGAGAACAGCUUUUCUCAAAAUACCCCUACAAAAUCUCCUGCUAAGUCGAAUCGUCUAAUAGCUUCAGGUCUAGGCUUAGGCUCAAUCACACCUAUAAAACACAAACCCUCCAUCAGUGGAGAAGAACAAGAGGAGGGAUUCCUCGAGGCACAAGGAAACGAAGCAUCACCUAUCACGGGAUUACAGCCUUUAACGUUGUUCAAUGGGGAAGACCAUUUGGAUGAUCUGACUUCUCCAACUGAGCAAACAAGUAGAGCAUGGGUGGAAGAAGAAGGUGAGAUUUUCAGAAAAGGAAUCAAAUUAGGUGUGGUCGAUGAUGAGGAUGACAAUCUCGGAAUGAGCGGGGAGAAAGGUGAAGUCAGCGGAGAAGAACUGCGCAAAGAAAUCCUUGACACUCCGGUCGCUAGAAGUCCGACGAGGCGAAUAAUAAACGAAGAUGGCGAGGAAGAUGAGGAAGCGGAUGAUGAUACGGAGGUACCUGCAGUGGAAGUUUAG
Molecule: messenger RNA, 3843 nt
Organism: Kwoniella shivajii
Lineage: Eukaryota; Fungi; Basidiomycota; Tremellomycetes; Tremellales; Cryptococcaceae
Exons: 7
Coding region: 1-3843 (1280 amino acids)
Molecular function (GO): GTPase activator activity; protein binding
Source: RefSeq, a predicted model, not a curated record